This is a messenger RNA of Paramecium octaurelia, 545 nucleotides long. The record is from the annotation of a GenBank genome assembly. Lineage: Eukaryota; Ciliophora; Oligohymenophorea; Peniculida; Parameciidae.
AUGCGUUAAGAAUACUUCACAUAAGGUUAUUGUCCAAAUUAUGUAACUUGCUAGGCUUAAAAUGUGAUUUUGGGCUUUAUUAAGACAGCAACUUCAUGGUUCAAGCGUCUAUAUGAUAACAAUGCAAACAAAAUUUUUGCUCUUUUUUUACCCUUUCCGAGCUAUCAGACUAAAUCUCUUAACCAGUGGACUAUAUGUAUUGCUACUAAAUUGUUGACUUCCACAAUACCCAGCACAACAAUUGCAUCUAGAGUUAGAUGCCGUAAAAAUUUAUCCUAAUUAAAGCAGCGAGUUAUCAAUAUUAAAAAAGUGAUGAGUAUAUCGUUAAUUUUAAGUUGUAUGAUACAAUUUUUAUCACUGAUACAUUAUCCAAUAGUGGCGCAUUCCAAUCGCAACAAAAUGUGAGACUUGUGUAACUGCAAUUCUUAUCUCUUAAUUAAUUCCCUUUUUAUUAAACCUUUUUUGAUGGAAAUUGCAUUUUUUGGACAAAAUACUUGUUCUCAAAACUUUUUUGCAUUUAUUAUUAAUAAUAAGUUAGUAAUUGA